Molecule: messenger RNA, 1125 nt
Organism: Lasiosphaeria miniovina
Lineage: Eukaryota; Fungi; Ascomycota; Sordariomycetes; Sordariales; Lasiosphaeriaceae
Exons: 2
Coding region: 372-1106 (244 amino acids)
Source: RefSeq, a predicted model, not a curated record
GUUACCUGAGCCCGCGGAUGGUACCACCGAGUACGAGCCUGCUCAAACUUGGAUGCCAAACUUGGAUGCAAAACUUGUGUGCCAAACUUGGGUGCCAAACUUGGAUGCCAACUUGGAUGCACAAACCGCGUAACGUCCCACGCCUCCCCUUUGUAAUCACGGCCCGGGUUUAAGACGGCGAGCCAAGACUCUCGUCGGAUCCUGUUCCUCGGCGAUUUUGCAAAAUUUUCGACGCCUUGCUGCCCGGAGUUGCUGGACAGGGCCCGGCAGCCCAAAAGCUGACACGGGUCGCGGAAAUAGGCGGUGCCGCGGUCAGGCGCGGUUUGCUGCAUUCGGGCCUGCCUUGGCGCUCCUUCGUAUUCCGGCAUUUAAUGCAGGAAACAAAGAUAAAAAAAGAACGGAAACGUGCAGGAUGGCUUGUUUGUCUCCCAGCCACGACCGCGGGUUUUGAUGCGUGCUUCGAGCAUGGAAGGUCGGGAUCGUCUUACAGCCAUGUCAGGACUGCAGUUGCGGGAAUCCGAUCUCGGCUUCCCGAUUUCCCCGAAGCUGGCCGCAGCCUCGGCCCUCUCAAACCCGCUGCCCCUCCUCCAAAAUUCCCCUCUCCCACGCUUGGGCGGCCCAGGUUGGGCGGGCCCAAAGGCGGUUGCGCCGCCUGGACGAGACGGGCGCCCCGUUUCCAAUGGCGCCUGGUCGUCCAAUCCGGGACGGGCCAGGUGAUCGGCCCGGGAAGCGUUCCCGGCGGGGAAAGAGGGAAUCCCGCCUACAAAGUGCUCUCGAUGCACCCCUCAACGAUCAAUUAUGUGUUCCGGUCGCACGUCGGGUACCCAUCCCAGAGUCCCCAGCCAACGAAGCACGAAACGCACGAGCGCGUCCAGCGAGCGCGCCCGGCGAGCAUUGACUCGAAAUUAAAAGAGAGGUGGCCUCGACGGCUCCACCUGCCACAGGAGGGUGUGUUGUGUCGCUUGGCUCACUCGCCAACUCGUCGAAGCCAACCCCAACUCGCAAUAGUGGGAUGGCGAGGGAAUGGCGGCGGAUCAGGAAGGAGCAAAGGGAAGCAAACAGGACUCGGGGGAGGAGCAAAGGCAGGGAGGGAACAGCGUGGCUAAAGUAGUUUAUUUGCUGCUG